Molecule: messenger RNA, 846 nt
Organism: Aspergillus aculeatus ATCC 16872
Lineage: Eukaryota; Fungi; Ascomycota; Eurotiomycetes; Eurotiales; Aspergillaceae
Product: SRPBCC family protein
Exons: 2
Coding region: 248-757 (169 amino acids)
Source: RefSeq, a predicted model, not a curated record
UUUCCAUCCUACCCAUAAACUACGCCGUUCACCCCCAGCUGCAGCUCCUGUCCUCCUCUCGACAUGCUCGCUCCCCAAAGCCUGCUCCGGCAGGGGUCCCAAGAAGACAAAGAAGCAGCAGCAACAGCAGCGCGGCUCUGAGUUUUGGAUUUGUCGCACAAGCGUGCACGAGAACGCAGCCCGCGAUGGCACCGCAUCUUCGGCGGAGUUUCGUGCCGGGCUGAGGGAGAAUCAUUCCGCACAUGAGAUGGAGUACACGCCUAGCGUAACCGCCGUCGAGACAUUGCUGGAGUGGCCAUCACAGUCAGUGAUCGAAGGUGGGUGGCAGCAGGUGGAAAUCCAUGUAAAUGCUAUUACGCAUACCUUCCAUCCGAGGCAUCUCAUCGCCCCGCGCACCUUCAUCGUUCUUGUCGUCUCCGCGGACCAACCGAGCGAUCGGAGCGGCUUUGUUAUCGUACAAAUUCCACUGUCUUCGACUGUGGAGCCGGCCGAGACCCUGUCAGACUUUCUCUUUGCUGUCACGGCCGCCCAUCCCCCCAAUGCGAUACUUGCCGCGUACGCGAGCGUCGAACAGGUGCUGUUCACUUCUUCCGAGACGGACACCGACGUUGUCACCUGGACAAUGGCCACCACCUCUGAUGCUGGCGGUGCCAUCCCGAGCUGGGUGCAACGAAGUUGGACUCUGGGCGGAGCCCCGAGGGCUGUUGUGGCGGAUGUUGGCUUGUUCAUGAAAUGGGUAGCCAGCAAAAGGUCAUAAAAUGGCAAAUAUGAUCAUGCGCAGAUCAAAUUCAGACAGCUGAAGGUUGGGCUGAAGAACUGUACAGGCCUCGGCACUGAUUACAUUGG